AUGAGACUGAUUUUUCAACAACUUUCAUAUACUUCAUGCAGUACUAGGUACGAACGAAGAGCGAAGCUCGUGAUGGGACCGAAGAAGGUGAAGAAGAGCAAAGCAACAGCGAAGACAGCCGCAGCAGGGGAAAGAUCGAGGCGUGCAACACCAGCACCACCACGAGAACCGACGAGAAGGUCGGGUCGACGUCAUGGUCAAACGCAACUGCAACCGCACUUGCAACCGCAACGGCAGGUUGCGGAGGGCAACCCAGGUGACGCCGAAGAGCCAGAGACCGCAGAAGCCCAAGAUCAACCGGCCGCAGCGCAGGAUGAAGCUGACGCUAUCCUCCCAGACGCACAGAUCCUAGCUGAGCUGAGUGAGACGCAAGUUUGCCAAUACCAGACCCGCGUCGCCAGACUGACAACAACACUCCAAGUCCAUCCCGACCCCGAGAACACCACCACCAGCCGACUAGGCUAUCGCGCGCUCCUCCAUCUCACAUACCAACCUCAAGAUGGUGACGGCGAAAGCGGUGAGCAGACUGACCAAAUAGGCUACAUCGAGUCCUGGCGCAUCGACAAACAGACCGCCGCUCGCCGCGCAGCGAAGAAUACUUGGCUCGCAGAGCUUCUGAACACGACUCCGGAUCGCAUGCCGGAUAACUCGCGUGAGACCGGGUAUUGUCUCCAAGCACUCUACUUCAAGAAAGGGACGUUGAAGCAGAAAUUCCGCAAUGGUGAGUUCGCACAAGCACUUACUAGUAACAGUCUCAUCUUCAUCGGGAUGAUCUUCAUCGAGCCCAGAUUUGGCAGGAAUAGAUUCGUCGAUGUGGCUUUGGCGAGCUAUCAUACCCUGCUGACGCAGCUCCCGGAGUGGUAUGCUUUCGAGGGUACGAUCGUUUUGGUUCCGGGUCAGCCUCAAGGCAGGCGAGGCGAGGCGUGGGGAGAGCUUGAAGAAGAGCAGGUCCAGGCGAUACUGACUCGUGUGUAUCAGCGCAGUGGGUACGCUGUCUGGGGCAAGGACUUGAAGGCCGGAGACAAAGCCAUCACCGUGAUGGGUCGUACCGUUUCUACUCUGAUGGCCGUGGAAGAGGAUGGAGAUAAGCAACAGUAA
Messenger RNA from Baudoinia panamericana UAMH 10762, 1098 nucleotides. RefSeq lists its product as uncharacterized. NCBI's taxonomy places the organism in Eukaryota, Fungi, Ascomycota, Dothideomycetes, Mycosphaerellales, Teratosphaeriaceae. The transcript has a single exon. Bases 1 to 1098 code for a protein of 365 amino acids. The record is from RefSeq and is a predicted model, not a curated record.